Asterias rubens (European starfish) is the source of this 3527-nucleotide messenger RNA. Its product is annotated as cystine/glutamate transporter-like. Gene Ontology annotation, cellular component: membrane. Lineage: Eukaryota; Metazoa; Echinodermata; Asteroidea; Forcipulatida; Asteriidae. Gene Ontology annotation, biological process: amino acid transmembrane transport. The transcript is spliced from 11 exons. The record is from RefSeq and is a predicted model, not a curated record. Gene Ontology annotation, molecular function: L-amino acid transmembrane transporter activity. Bases 174 to 1799 code for a protein of 541 amino acids.
GGCAGGAAAUAAAGUCACUUGGAUGCUUGGGUAUAGAGUCGGACUAAAAAGUGUUUUAAUUUUAUCGAAAUGACGAUUGUCGGCUUAUUCUGAGAAGAUUGUUGACUAAUUAGUCAGAGGAAUUAGAGUAUUUGUUGUUUAAUUGAGGAGGUUACAUUGUCACUCGACGAAGAAUGCCGGAUAAAAUAAGGAUGACUUCGUUUCAGCCGCGCGGCUCAAGUCUGCGACGGUCUAAACGAAAUAACAUUGGGACCAGCACCAACGACCUCAACUGUCUGGUGGCGGAUGCUGCCGGCCGGCUUCACGACGUGGAGAAGUGCUCCCCGUGCCAGGCGUCAGCCAAGCGAGGCUCCCUUGCUCCACCACCGCCGAAGGAUGCGGUGUAUAUGCGGCGACACGCGGGACUCUUUCACUGUGUUUGUCUGAUCGUUGGGGCGAGCAUCGGUCCGAACAUCUUCCUGUCACCGUCUGUCUUCAUUGCCAACUCGACCUCCGUGUGGUCCUCGUCGGUGCUGAUUGUCUUAUGUGGUGCUUUGUGCACUAUCGCAGCUCUAUGCUAUGCUGAUUUGAUCACGGCAUUCAAAGAGUCCGGAGGUGAGCUGAUUUUCUUCUACCGACCUCUCGGGGACCGAGCGGCCUACAUCCAGGUAUGGAUGUCCCUGGUAGUCGCUCGGACCGGUGGGGCGGCCGUGGCCGGUUUAGUCUUCGCUUCGUUGCUGGUCUCGCCGUUUUAUCCAACCAGCUCACUCGGAACCCCGAAAGCUCUCAUCCGAAUCGUCGCUACAAUUACACUUUUGGGAAUUUUCUAUGUGAACUGCAUGAGCGUACGAUGGACUCUGCGACUGCAGGUUGUCUUUACUGCUGUCAAGGUUGCCGGUUUGCUGUUCAUUAUAGUCGGGGCAAUCAUUACCAUAUCCCAAGGUAAGACUGACGUUUGGCACCAUUCGCUCAGCUACAGGGCAGACUUUGAGUUCAGCAAGCUGGCCAGGGCAUUUUUCAAUAUUAUUAAUUUAUUUAUUGGUUGGAUGGUGAUUGCAUUCAUAGCUGAAGACAUUAAGGACCUUGAUAGAACUGUUCCGUUGGCCAUGUUAAUCAGUCUUCCACUGAUAACUAUCAUUUAUGUUGCCGUCAACUUUGGCUUUUUGGCUGUUCUAACGCCGGAGGAGGUUAUGAGCCAGCAAUCAAUUUCCACGAUAUUUGCAAACCGUGUGCUAGGUGACACAUGGGCGUGGCUGAUGCCUGUAACGGUCGCCGUGUCCACACUGAGUUCAUUCAAUGGCCUCGUCAUGGGAAGUGGAAGGCUUUUGAUGGUAGCGUCUCGUUUACGCUGUGCUCCGGAAAUCUGGUCCAUGCUUAGUGUCAAAAGACAUACACCUAUUGCUGGCUUCCUUACAUAUAUUCCAAUCACCUUGGUUAUGAUUCACAUAGACGGCUUGACAUGGAUCCUGUCUCAACUGGCUUCAUUUGCAUGGAUAUCCGUUGCCGUUGCGUGCUUAGUGCUUCUCCUAAUGAAGAAGAAAGUACCAGAAAUACAUCGGCCGUAUGAAGUGCCAAAGUCCUUCCCAAUCACAUUUCUCAUAAUAAGUCUAGUGCUCUUCGGAUACUCCGUGUAUCUCAACCCAAUAGCGGUAGUCGUUACAUUCAGUGUGGCAUUCCUUAUUGUCCCGCUCAAGAAGCUCAGCGAUAAAGUCUUUCAGAUGAAUCCACAACUUGAACGUAGAGGAGAGCGAGUGACGUUAUUCCUGCAGAAGCUACUCAUGGUUGUUCAUCAAGAAAUCGAUAACGAAUGUUCGACUUAGAUUUACUUUUACAAAGACAAUUAACAUGCUGGGAAAAAAUGUGGUGGUUGUGUAGGGAAGUUGAACAAAUCUAUGCCACAUAAAGGUGACUAAACACGCACAAGUAGUUGGCUUAAAGGCAGUGGACACUUUUGUUUUUUUAUUAGCAUACAACCUUUCUUGGUGAUAAGUAAUGGGGAGAGGUUGAUGGAUAAAACAUUGUAAAAAACGGCUCCCUCAUAAAGGCUGAUAUAUAAUGGUUGGGGGGGAGGGUCACGGUUAUGUAUAAAACCCUUUUUGUGAUUUGUGGGCAAGGGUUCUAAAAAGGGUGGGGCUCUCCGCUGCCCAACACACCCCUCUGGUUACGCCACUGCCUCAAUGUUAAGUACAUAAUAUUUUGUUUUAAAUUAUUUACCACAAAACAAAACGAGUAGUUUGUUUCUAAACUGAGAUCACGAGAGUGAUUGAAGUUAUUAAAAAUUGCAAUAUAUUUUGACCGAGGAAAAAAAAACUCAAAAUAGUUUUUAGACACUAAACAAAAGUAGUUUUCUUGUACAUUAUUAUUAUUAUUAACUUUUUUUUCUAUUCAUAAUUUCAACAAUUAAUUUAGAUACAGAUAAUGACAAAUUUAUUAUAAUAGUUAAUAACUCUGUAAUAAUAACGUCUAAGUAACAUUGAAUGCCUAAAAAGGUGUCCCAUUUGUCAAGUAUGGACUAAUUAAUUGAAGAUAGCUUCUGAUAAUGCCGAUGGGACUCGUGUCAGUUAUACAUACAUCGGGCGUGCAAGCUUUCGAUAGAUCAUUAGAUAGACAAUGUUAACUUUUGCAAUUACUGAAUGCUAGUCUAAUUCCCCUUGAAGGGUAUGUUUUUAUACACAAUGUUCACCCAUCUGAUAGUAACAACUGGUGAGAAAUUCCAUACUUUUAUCUGAAUCCAGACACUUUUCAAAUGCAUCUGCCUGUUAAAAAAGAGAGUAAUUAGUUAAGGUAUUAUGCAGGACUGGUGAGGAUAAAAACAUAAUUUUAGUCUGAAAGACGACUUACUGAUUAUGAAGUUCAAAACAAGAACAUUUUCUGUGUGUGAAGUAAGUCAAAUUUGAGACACAUUUUUAAGACCAGGAAGAAAUGCAGCAUACAAAAAAAUGAAGCAUACAAACAAACCAAGCUGACUUGAAAAAAAAAAAAAAAAAAAAAUUAAAGACAAUGUGUUACAUGCUGAGAACUGCAUGGUUUUUCACUAUUCUCUCCUGACUCAUGCAAUGGAUUUUCACAGGUUUUUAUAUCAUGUAUUAUGGUUGUUCAAACAAAACUUGAACAAUGUAUGUGACUAUUUUGCCAGCUCUACCAAUCCUGUAUAAUACCUUCAUGUAUUACUUUCUUCAGAUUAAAAGGAAUCGUGUUCUUUGAUUGAAGCCAAGGGUACUGUUCCUGAAAGCUUGAACAUAAAAUAUAUACUCCAGAUGUUAAUAAAAUGAAGAAAUGCCUUCAUUUCGAAACAACCUAAAAUCUUGUUCCCACUUUAACAUCUUUCUGUAAUAAAAUACUCUCACCCUCGAGUAACAUUUAAUGGGGUUUAAAGUUAACGUUAUAUAUUGGAAUGCACUAUUCAUCAAAAAAUGUUCAGGUAGCAUUUAAAAGGCCUGGAAUUUCAUUCAGAAAGAGGCAAAGCCACUUUCCCCUGUGGGUUGCUUAAAAACUUGUGAAGAAAUAAGAAUUUUGUUUGAUUACAGGGUUGGGGGAUUCUGGCUUGG